AUGGGUCGCGUCCGUACCAAAACCGUUAAGAAAUCCUCUCGCCUUGUAAUCGAGCGUUACUACUCCAAAAUGACCUUGGAUUUCCACACCAACAAGAAGAUCUUGGAAGAAGUUGCCAUCAUUCCGUCAAAGCGCCUCCGCAACAAGAUCGCCGGAUUCUCAACUCAUCUAAUGAAGCGUAUACAGAAGGGUCCAGUGAGAGGCAUCUCACUCAAGCUACGGGAGGAAGAGAGAGAACAUCGUAUGGACUUUGUCCCCGAUGAAUCCGCCAUUAAGACUGACCGUGUUGAGGUCGACAAUGAGACAAUUGAAUUGCUUACUUCUUUGGGUAUGAUGGUUUCCACAACGAUAACAGGAGGAUAUGGCGGUGGUCGUAGUGGAUAUAGUGGCGGAGCUGGAGGGAGGUACUGA
Molecule: messenger RNA, 411 nt
Organism: Lactuca virosa
Lineage: Eukaryota; Viridiplantae; Streptophyta; Magnoliopsida; Asterales; Asteraceae
Source: the annotation of a GenBank genome assembly